AUGUCAAUUUACGAUCCAUUCGGUUUUUUGGCAAACAUCACAAUUGUUGCGAAAUUGUUGAUUCAGUCGGCGUGGAAGCAGAACAUUAUGUGGGAUGAACAACUGCCGCAUCCGCUAGCCAAGCAAUGGAAGGCUUGGUGGACAAAAUUUCAAUAUGUGAACUCAUUAACUGUACCUCGUUGUUAUUCAAGCAUGAUAUCAAGCGCCGAGAACGUCCAGCUGCACAUCUUCGUCGAUGCUAGUACAGACGCAUACGCCGCCGUCGCCUAUUUGCGAGUCAGUCAGGGGGAUAUGGUAGAAGUAGCACAGGUAUGUGCGAAAUCUACAUGCGCGCUGCUCAAACCGAUGACCGUCCCACGUCUGGAACUGCAGGCAGCAGUCCUUGGAUGCCGCCUUAAAACUCUGAUAGAGCAAAACCACGAGAUUCGCAUUGACAGUACAACCUUUUGGAGCGAUUCGCAGACCGUAAUCCUCUGGAUACGUUCACACUCCCGAGCGUAUAAGCCAUUUGUGGCGCAUAGGAUUGUAGAAAUCCUGUCGGCAACGACGGCGGAACAGUGGCGUUGGAUACCCACAGCGUUGAACGUGGCAGAUGAUGCCACACGUGCCGUACCGAUUCCUGAGCCUUCAAUAAACACCCGUUGGCUACGUGAACCAGAGUUUUUGUAUCAGCAAGAGGGACAAUGGCCGCGAGAAACCAUGUUGUCAUCCGUCGAAUGUGCCAACGAGGAGCUAACUGGUCGAAAGCUUCUUCUCUGUACCACAGUAAGAGUCGUGGCCUGGGUAUUGCGUUUUGUCAGCAAUGCAAGAAAGGAAGUACGCAAAGAAGAACUGCAAGCCGAUGAACUGACUGCCGCUGAAAAGCAAAUAUGCCGCAUAAUGAAGAAGGUCUACUCCGAGUCUACGGAAGAAUAG
Messenger RNA from Rhagoletis pomonella (apple maggot), 915 nucleotides. RefSeq lists its product as uncharacterized. The transcript is spliced from 3 exons. Lineage: Eukaryota; Metazoa; Arthropoda; Insecta; Diptera; Tephritidae. Bases 1 to 915 code for a protein of 304 amino acids. The record is from RefSeq and is a predicted model, not a curated record. Gene Ontology annotation, molecular function: nucleic acid binding.